This is a messenger RNA of Varroa destructor (honeybee mite), 529 nucleotides long. It is a transcript of the gene BORCS7, whose product is annotated as BLOC-1 related complex subunit 7. Gene Ontology annotation, cellular component: BORC complex. The record is from RefSeq and is a predicted model, not a curated record. Lineage: Eukaryota; Metazoa; Arthropoda; Arachnida; Mesostigmata; Varroidae.
CGUGUCCCUGUUAAAGUUCUGCUGUGUGUUGUUUACGAACACGGUCUUGCCAUCCGAUGGUUAGAACAACGUAUCUGUUGUUUUGGACACAAGUAGUAUGAGUGACGAGUUCAACGAAGUGUAGUAUCGUUUCGGUUCGAUCGAACGGCAAGAGGAUCCUACAAUUGAUUCGCGUCACGAAUGGCGACAGCCGUAAUGAGUACGCCAACUGCAGCUAAAGUUUUGUUCGAGGAUUCCAAGUUUCACCUAACCGAGCGCGUUCAAAGUAACGUCAACGGACUUGGUUUGCUCGCCAGGCAGGUUCUCAAGGGAGCUCGCAGUCAGCAGACACUCGGACAAGCCGCAAAGAACUUCGCUGCUCAGGAUAGUACCAUCUAUAAUUCCGAGAUAAAUCUUUCGAAAAUGCAGACGUUGGUCGCUUCAAUGCAAAUACAGACAACGGCGCUACAAAAGCACGUCCACAUGAUCCCGGCUCUUAAAAAGCAGAUGGAACAGAUGAACCUUUAGCAAUCCCAGUAUACAGUGCAAC